Messenger RNA from Theobroma umbraticum, 1523 nucleotides. RefSeq names its product Leucine-rich repeat (LRR) family protein. The record is from RefSeq and is a predicted model, not a curated record. Gene Ontology annotation, molecular function: protein binding. Lineage: Eukaryota; Viridiplantae; Streptophyta; Magnoliopsida; Malvales; Malvaceae.
CCCAACCACACUACAAAAUUUGAGUGCUGUCCAACCGUACAUGUAAUUUCCAAACGACCUUUAAGUUUGCAUCAUUCAAUAAGCUCUCCCAUUCCAUCUCCUUUUGAAAACGAGAAAAAAUUAGAAGAGAAAAUUAAUACGCCCCGAAGAAAAAGCAAAAUUCUGUCUCCAUGUUCGACACUCUCUGUUUUCUUCUUCUUCUUCUUCUUUGCAGAUUUUCUCUAGCUCAGGCCCUCACCUCACCGCAGGACAUUGCAGCUCUCAAAGCCUUCAAGGCCUCCAUCAAGCCGAGUUCAAUCCCGUCAUGGUCCUGCCUUGCUUCGUGGGACUUCACCACCGACCCUUGCUCCAUCCCUCGCCGGACCCACUUCAUCUGCGGCCUCACCUGCUCGCCUGACUCAACUCGUGUCACCCAAAUCACUCUUGAUCCAGCUGGUUACUCGGGCCAACUCAACCCACUCGUUUCCCAACUCACACAACUUACCACUCUUGAUCUUUCUGAUAACAACUUCUUUGGCACGAUACCUCCUUCCAUUUCUUCUCUCCCUAGUCUCCAAAGUUUGAGUCUUAGGUCCAACUCGUUCUCUGGCUCAAUCCCUGACUCAGUUGCUAUCAUCAAAUCUCUUGAAUACUUGGACCUUUCUCAUAAUUCUCUGUCUGGGCCUUUGCCAAAAACACUGAACUCGCUUUCUAGUUUGAGGAGAGUCGAUCUGAGUUACAACAAACUCACUGGUUUUUUACCAAAACUGCCAUAUAACUUGCUAGAGCUUGCUUUAAGGGGGAAUUAUUUAGCUGGGUACAUCUCAAAAUCCUCUUUUGAUGGGUUGACUCAGUUGGAAGUUGUUGAACUCAGUGAAAACUCGUUCACCGGGACACUGCAAUCUUGGUUCUUUCUGUUACCGUCAUUACAACAAGUAGAUUUAGCCAAUAACAGCUUCACACGCAUCGAGAUCUCGAAGCCCCCCGGUGGUAACAGCGACCUUGUGGCUGUUAAUCUCGGGUUCAACAAGAUAGAGGGAAACGUCCCCGCGAAUUUCGCUGACUAUCCUCUGCUGUCAUCUUUGUCGUUGCGUUACAAUCGUUUACGUGGCGCCAUCCCAUUGGAAUACAGCAAGAACAAGUCAUUAAGGCGGUUGUUUCUGGACGGGAAUUUCUUGAUUGGAAAACCUCCGUCUGAGUUUUUCGCCGGUGACACAUCGGUUUCCGGUAGCUUGGGGGACAAUUGCCUACAGGGAUGUCCAGGAUCUUCUCAGCUAUGCACUCCUUCACAGAAAUCUUACGCAGUUUGCAAGCAAGCUUACGGUGGAAAACCAAGGUCUUAAUGUCGGAUUCGUCGGUCAAUGUUUUUCAUUUUUUAAUUACCUAAUAUUAGCAGUUUGUAAUAGAAAUAUAUACAUUUUUUAUUUUGUAGCGAGCGAAGGAUUUAUUAGUAUGUAUGUACAUAUGGGAUUAAAAAAAAUAAUGAGUGGUGUCAGGUAUAGUGAUGAUCCCUUCAGUUUGAAGUAAAAGUGAUGUUGAUCUCC